AUGAAAGACGUCCUCGACUGGACGAUGGGCGGUGGGUGGUGCGAAAACUACGACGAAGGAGGUGAUAUGGAUGGCGAGCACCGUUGGAGAGCGUAUUUAAUCAGCCUCGAAGUUCGUCGACUUUCCCUCACCACCUCACCAAACAUCCUCAUCACUACCCCCCGCCCAGCCAACCAUCACUACGCGGUCAAGAUGAAUUGCCGAAUCGACCUUAAUGUUUUCGAGCAGCUCUUGCUUGGCGAAUAUAUAAACCUCCACAACACUCCCACCGCCCCAGGCGUAGGAUACGACUUCGCCCGGCCUGCCAAGAGUCUCAACCAGGCGUCUAUUCAUAUCGACCCGACGCUUCUCUCUGAUUCCUUCCAGACAGCGCUCAAUAACAGAAUAUUCGCGGAUCCGUUUUUCUCCCCUUCUCAAAGUGCUCUUGGGAACGCCAUGAUUCUCCCCCCAAAUAUGUACUUCGGCUCCAGCAAUACUAAUGACCACGGAAACUUACCGGUCAACCCAUUCAGUGCUCUCGGUGCGAGAAAUUACAACGCCAAUUCUGAUAGCCUUUCCAAUUGCACGAUUACUCCUUCAGUAACCUCUCCCACGGUCAACCCUCAACAGACUCUUACUGGCCAGUUCGAGUACAUUCCCGUGGUCGAAUCGGACGGCGUUGAUAAUGGAUUGCCUGUCGAUGCACCGCCUCUUUAUUCACCUUCACCGCUCUCGACCCCUCGCUCGAGUGUCCGUUCCUAUGACGAGCCUGUGCAGCAGGACGAGCCCCUUGAGCAGGAAAAUCCAACUCCAGGUGUCAUAUCUGUGGGUAAAUCUCAUCCCGAACACACAAAGCAAAGCACUGGCCGUACCAUCACUACCCGCUCCUACAGUAAACGACGAUCCUCUGGACCCUAUCACGAUGCUGUCGCCGCAAGGAAGUCCAAGCGCGCCAAACAGGAUCUCCAAGACGGCGAUAUCAUCCGAGGCUUCGCCUGUCCAUACACACCAAUCAAGGGUUCUGCUCAUCACUGCAGCGUUCUCCUUGGUUCGAUCCAUGAGGUCCCACGGCACCUGCACAAGCAUGUGAUCGAGGAAGAAGAUCGUCUUCGCAAAGAUCCCAUGAUGGACGCAUCUACGCUUGUGUUUGGUGGUGCACCUGCCCUGCGACCCACUUGCGAGUCAUGUGGAGAGGAAUUCUCGAGAGUCGACGCAUGGGAGAGGCACGUGAAGCGGUCGGAGGAGAGGGGCGAGUGCUCAACACCUGUCGGCAUGCAUGGAAAGCACCCGGCACUGCGAACAUCAGAGACGCACGGUGCUGCCGAAGUGCUUGCCCGUAUCUCUGUCAUCGGCGAAAAGCGCUUUAUCGAGGAAGUGAUCGAAGUUUACUCGACAUGGUCCGACCAGUACAGGUUCAAGAAGAUCAAGGGAGGGAAAGAACAGCAGCCAGAGUGGUUCAGGACGGGCGAGAUUCCGAAGAGGGGAACCAUCCGAACCGCGUUCUCCGUUUUCUCCGAAUGGGAUGACGCACCUCGCAAUCUCGAUGCAACAGUAGCAUCGACAUCCACCACGACUCGCGCAACGGCGGCGUCGACAUCUAGGACGACUCGUUCCCAUCGGGCGUGA
Messenger RNA from Dacryopinax primogenitus, 1605 nucleotides. RefSeq lists its product as uncharacterized. The record is from RefSeq and is a predicted model, not a curated record. Bases 1 to 1605 code for a protein of 534 amino acids. NCBI's taxonomy places the organism in Eukaryota, Fungi, Basidiomycota, Dacrymycetes, Dacrymycetales, Dacrymycetaceae. The transcript has 3 exons.